Messenger RNA from Alligator sinensis (Chinese alligator), 4177 nucleotides. RefSeq names its product cytochrome b561 domain-containing protein 1. The coding region runs from base 62 to 631 and encodes 189 amino acids. The transcript has 3 exons. Lineage: Eukaryota; Metazoa; Chordata; Crocodylia; Alligatoridae. Gene Ontology annotation, molecular function: transmembrane monodehydroascorbate reductase activity. The record is from RefSeq and is a predicted model, not a curated record.
CUUUCUACCGAAUUUCCCCUCCUGAUGCUGUGUGUUGGACUGUGUUUCACCCCAGAGCUGCAUGUGUCCUUGUGCUGCAUGCACCACUGGUCUCUUUUCUUGGCAUCCUGUGUUCAUGUCAAUAGCGUUCUGCCUGUGCAUGACCGAAGCCAUCCUGCUCUUCUCGCCGGAGAACUCUCCAUUCUGCUUCUGCUCCCGCAAGGUGAAGGUGCGGCUCCACUGGACUGCACAGACAUUGGUGAUUGUGGCAGCCACGCUGGGCCUGGGCUUCAUCAUCUCCAGCAAGAACCGGAGCGAGUACCCGCACUUUGUUUCAUGGCACAGUAUCCUGGGCAUCGUGACUCUCAUUGCCACCUGCGGGCAGGCUCUUUGUGGGCUUUGCUUGCAUUUCCCCCAGCUGCUGAGGGUCUCCUCUGUGGCACGUCUAAGGCUGUACCACAUUGCCUGUGGCCUGGUGGUCUACCUGCUCGCCACCUUUACUGUGGCCCUUGGGAUCUACUCGGACUGGUUCCAAGCACAGAUCAAAGGGGUGGCCUGGUAUGUCUGCCUGGCACUGCCCUUCUACCCAGCCCUCGUGGUCAUGAACCAGAUCAUUAGCAUUUACAUCCCAGCAAAGAGGGGGAAUAUCUGAGUGCUGGCCUGUGUUUCUGCCCAUCCCAGGGCCGGAGCACCAGCCUGCCCCUCUCCUUUUGUUACAGGGUGUGCACCUGUGUGCAGUGCGUGUUUGAGGGAUAUCCCUGUGCCUUAUACUGAUAAUGUGUUUCCCUUUGCAUAUAUAGUAGAGUUUUCUAGUUUCCAGAGUUUGAUCUGUCCCUUUAUUUCUCAUGAAAGCACUUCCACAUUUAAAAAAAAAUAUAGGGGAGCCUGGGAUUUGGUGUCCAGCUCCUGGCUCAGGUCGGGUCUCUGCUGCCCCCAGAAGCUGGGAUGGCUCUGCCUUGCUUUCCUGGGGUAAAGACCCUACCCAUUGGUGCAGGGUGAAUGGCCCCUGGGAGUCUGCUUCAGUUUGAUGCUUAGACCUGUGACAAGUGAAAAGGUUAGGCAGGAGGAUGCCUGAGUGAAUGGUUGCUGGCACUUGGCAAUAGACCCAAAUUUGUCUUUAAGAUGGAUGCAUUUUUAAUCUGGGUUUUUCACAGUCUGCCCUAAGGCUGCAAUCUUUGCUGUGCCUGGGAGCUUACCACAAAAUCUGAGGCCCCAGUCCUAGGGCUCAGGGGGCCACUGGAAGGGUAUGUUUUGAUGCUGGAUGAGAUGGGGAGUGACAGUCCUGGGCCUGUUUUGUGGUCAGUGAGGUGAGCUAGUCUAGGCAUGUGGGCAGGUGCCUCCAUCCUGUGCUAAUGGGAGUCGCACAGCCUGGUGGCACUGAUGCAGGAAGCUGCAGUCCUGAUGGACAGGCGGUAAAUGCGCAGCAGGUAAGUGAAGGUCUCUGCUGCAUGUGGCCAUUGGUGCUCUGCACUUUUCCAGUUUACACACAGACUGGUAAAGGAGUGGUGGGGUGGGCACCGGGGACUGGGAUUUUACCUUGGGCACCGGGGAGUCACUCUGGAGCCUCUGGUUCCAGUGCAGCCCUGCUGGAAAAGGGGCUGUUUCAGCAGCUAGUUGCAAUACCUGCUUUCUGCACCUUGCUGCCUUGGGUGGUGCCAGGCUGUCUGCACCUUGCCUUGGAGCAGAGGCCAGGGGGAGUUGUGUGUACCUGGGCUAGCUCAGGCCAGGGCUGCUGUAAUGGGAAGACACCAAGCUUACUAUUUCUGUGGUUUGCUAGGGGGCUGGGGAGGGCUUUGCUGAUGUAGCCCACAGAUAGAUUUAUUAACUCUUGGGGCUUUUUGACUUGCAACAGCAUGGUCUACAGUUAGCAGCAGAACUCCUGGGGCUGUGUUUAGGGUGUGAGCCGGAAGGCUUGCACAGAUCCUGUUUAAAUAUCCUGCUGUGUAUCAUCUCAGGAUUGUAAGGGCCUUCUGCCUUCAGUAGCUCAGAAAUGAGGUCUUGCAUUGCACCUCCUGAACAGGGGUACUCUCCUUUUUGGCAGUCUGCUUCCCGUUUCAUUUGCCAUCAGUAUCACCAGUGCCAGCGUGUGGGUCUGUGCAUGGCCCUGAAGGAGGAGGAGGCUGAUGAACCAGUUGUCCAUUUAACCUCUUCUUUCUUUAAUACUCUUCAAAAGCGGGGUGAAAGGAUGAGUCAGGGGCAGUUGUGGAGAGGCAGGAGAGCAGCCUGGGGUGCUAGCCCAUUGGUAGUAUGCAACAAACACCCAAGCACCACCCCAAUAGGGUGAUUUGAGAUUUGAACCUGGGAUCCCCAGUGGCGCAGCGCUGAGCUGAAGGAGUAGCUCUGCUAGGUGACAGCUUUGUAGGUUGCUCUUCUCUGCAGAGCACAGCCACUCUGCUAGUGCGGGUGACGCUUGCAGGAGGAAGGAGCUCGUAGCUGUGUGCAUGGCGGGGUGCCUAAGAGGAGAGGGGAGGAGACCCACGUGGUAGUUUUGGUGCCCUUUGAUCUCUCUGGGCGUCAUCACUGUUCUGCAUAAACCCUUGUGCUGUUUUCUGUUCUGUCCGGCCCAAGAGGAAAUGAAACAGCACAGAGAUGUCUGUGUGGACUGCCAGCGGUGUCUGUCUGCCCCACCUUCUCUUGGCCCCAGAGCCCUGUGUUUGCAAUGGGACCUUCUGAAUUAACCCCUCAGACCCAGGAGUGAGCAACAGACAGGAGCAGUCAAGUACAGGCUUCCUUUUUGACUCUUUCUGCUCUGUUAACCCCAACAAACCCCUCCUCAUAUUUGUGUUAGGGUGUCCAGGGAUCCUGCCUGAGCUGAUCCUCUUGCAAGCUAAGCCUUGCCUGCUGCUUGGGAGUGAGAACUUUUCCCAUCUCGGGGGUCACUGAAGGAUGGUAACAGGCCAUUGCAGCCAUAUUUCUUUCAGGUGGUUUGUAGCCUUCAUAUCGAGGGUGCUUCCCUAGGAGAUAGGGGAGACCUACCCUCCGCAAACCCAGGGUUGGGCCUUUCAGGGCCCUACGCUAAUAUGCGCCUGUCCUAGUGUAAGGCUUUCUACCUCGGGCUCCUGUUCCCAAGUGGUUCUUCCUGGCUUGCCACAGGGUGCUCGCUGGGCUUUCUCCUCUGCAGCUUUAGCCACACGGCCUUCCAGUUUUAGGAACAAGCUUCUCUCAUCCUUUGUGUUUGUGUUGUGCAGCACCUUGCACAAGGGGACUCCCAUCUCUGUUAGGACCCCUUGGUGAUAUGCAAGUGUAGGAUAAAGAAGCCAUCCCUCCUUUGGAAGCCCAUAGAAAGCAGCAGCUUUCCCUGAUGCUGCGGGGGAAAUCUUAGGAGCACUGCACCUUGCUCCCCACCUUUCAGACCCUGAUGGUUGCCAUCAAGGGGAUGCCGUCCACGGAGAUGUUAAUUGGGGCUGGGGUUUGUACAGCAGCAUGCAGGUUAGCAGGUCAUCAGGCACAGCGAGUAUCGCAAUGUCUGCCUCCAUAGACCUUACUGUGAAGGCCUUGUCCCUGUCCAUGGCAGCAAUGGAAGUGCACAAUAGCUAGGGGCAGAGGGAAGCAGGUAGGCAAGUGACGCGGUUGGACGGACUGAUGGGGGCACAGAUGGACUGAAGAGUCCCUCGGUGAUCAAAUCCCACAGCCGCUGGCUUUCGCUGUUCAGACUUGGAUGCCAGCUUGCUGAGUGAGCCAGUAUCCUGUCCUUGUAACUGCCAGCUUUAAAAGUGGGGCUCUGGGAGUGGGUAAGAGAAAAUAUCCUGGCUGGUUAGAGGUGUCUAAAAGGCCUGUAGAAGGACGUGCAGGGGGGGAUGGGGGAAAGGGAGACACAGGGAGUAGGAUUCAGACUCUGUGAAACAUGAUAACUCCAGUGAUAAAGGCUCACAAGUAAAGUGGGACAAGGGAGCGUUUUCAUUUUCCAUGAUCUCAGCCUCCCGGCUACUUCUGAUCACGCUGUACAGCAGCUUGAACCCACGGUACUUCUCCAGAGGACUUCUCCCCGCCCCCCGGUCCGAGUCUGGACAUAGCCUCUGUUCCUCUGGGGGCUGCUGAAUUUCAGAUAACACUGUAACUGUUCAGAAAUGUGUUUGGCCUCUGUAUCCUGUGUGUUGUGUGUCAGCCUGUACUCUGUGCACUUAACCUGUGGCCCUCGAACAACUGGGCUUCAUUGUGGGACGUACUUUUUGUGUAUAACGAAGAAAAGCAUUGGCCC